Messenger RNA from Entamoeba dispar SAW760, 771 nucleotides. RefSeq lists its product as uncharacterized. Bases 1 to 771 code for a protein of 256 amino acids. The record is from RefSeq and is a predicted model, not a curated record. The transcript has a single exon. NCBI's taxonomy places the organism in Eukaryota, Evosea, Mastigamoebida, Endamoebidae.
AUGGCUUUGCAAACAACACAAUACCAACCAAUUGAUAGAGAUUUUAGUAGUACAACAGAAAGUGAACUGACUAGCUCUGCUUCAAAUAAAGAAACUCAUCCAGUACCUCCUUUUGAAAACCCCAUAGGCAAUACUAAAUUACCAACGCUCCCAAGUUUUAAUGGAAUUAACAACCCAUUCCGCUGUCCUACAGUUGUAGUAAAUGAUGAUUUAAAUGACAAACCAUUAGGAAGUAAAUUUAAAACACCUGCAAAAAGACUAUCAUAUUUAAGAGAAAGAAAAAUUCUUGGAAGAAAUGAAGAAUCAGAAAUUAUUGAUGGUCUUCAGUACCUUCUAAUUAUUAGACACCAUGCUGUUUUCUAUUAUGUCAAAGAAAAAAGGUCUAAAAAAACAAUGAAAUUCAGAAUUCCUCAUUCAAUGGAACUGAAUGACAUGAAAUUAGGUAUUAAUGAAUUAUGUGAAAUUGGAGAAAAGUGGUUAGUUGAAAGAGGGCUUUGUGAACGUUGUUUAGAAAAAGAAAAGUCUCAAAAAAGAAUCCAAAGGUCAAAAGAAGCUGAAGUUAAUGGGGCAUUAAUUUGUAUAAUGGAUUCAUUAGGAUAUUCUUUUGAAUUCAAGAAAUUAAAAGAUAAACAAAAUCGUAAAACUACUCCAUUUGUUAAAACUAUAUCAAUAACAUUUCCUGAUGGAGUCAAUUAUUCUGUAGAAGAAUUAAAAAAGUUUGGAAAACAAUAUGAUGCUAUUAUGCUUCAACAAGACUCACGUAAUGACUAA